Molecule: messenger RNA, 654 nt
Organism: Plectropomus leopardus (leopard coralgrouper)
Lineage: Eukaryota; Metazoa; Chordata; Actinopteri; Perciformes; Serranidae
Source: RefSeq, a predicted model, not a curated record
UCGUCUCACUCAAUCUGUCUCCUCCUCCUCCUCCUCCUCCUCCUCCUCCUCCUCCUCUUCCCCCCUCAGCCCACCUUCCUGGUGGAGUUGUCGAAGGUGUUGGCGAACCCGGGGAACACUCAGGUUGCUCGAGUCGCUGCUGGUCUGCAGGUGAAGAACUCUCUGACCUCCAAAGACCCCGACGUCAAGACGCAGUACCAGCAGAGAUGGCUGGCUAUCGACGCCAACGCUCGCCGCGAGAUCAAGAACUACGUUUUACAGACGCUGGGCACGGAGACGUACCGACCCAGCUCGGCGUCGCAGUGCGUCGCCGGGAUCGCCUGCGCAGAGAUCCCCGUGAACCAGUGGCCCGAGCUGAUCCCGCAGCUGGUGGCCAACGUCACCGACCCCACCAGCACCGAACACAUGAAGGAGUCCACGCUGGAGGCCAUCGGAUACAUCUGCCAGGACAUCGACCCGGAGCAGCUGCAGGAGAACGCCAACCAGAUCCUGACCGCCAUCAUCCAGGGCAUGAGGAAGGAGGAGCCCAGCAACAACGUCAAACUGGCCGCCACCAACGCCCUGCUCAACUCGCUUGAGUUCACCAAAGCCAACUUCGACAAGGAGGUGACCGCCAACGCCACACGUCCUGUUCUCACACGCGCCACACUUCCU